AUGGCGCUCGGCGCAGCUUCCGCGGCCCGAGUUGCGGCUCCGGCGCUAGUCCUAUCGUCCGAUUCCGCCUCGUCGCCGCGGACCGUCAGCCCGGGCUCCUCGCUCGGCCGCCUCAGCCAGCAGUCUGGCGAGAUUCGCUGCCCGUUUUGGAGGACCCGCGCCUAUGAUGCGCUCGAGGCGGCGCUCGCGGUCGCCAACUUUGUCGCGGCGCGCCACAAGAGCAUCCUCGACCGGCAGUGGCUUCCCGGCUCCGACGCCUCGCUCUUCGCCCCGCUCGCGCUUCCCGUGCGGCCGAUGGGCGAGAAGACGCGUGGGCUGUCGGUGGAGGAGGUGAUGGCGGUGGUGCGUGAAGACAUCGAGGCGCGCGGGUACUACGUGACGGGGCGGCUGACGCAGGCCGUCUACUCGGACGGCUGCUACUUCGACGCGCCCGACCCGGACAUGCCCGUCAAGUACACGGACGCGCUUCGGGGGCUGUUCGACCCGUCCCUCUCGGCGAUCGAGCUCAUCGAGCUCGAGCGUGUGUGCGACCGCUCCUUUGUUGCCCGGUGGCGCCUCUCUGGCGCGCUCAAGCUGCCAUGCGAGGAGUGGUCCCUCUCCGCUCUCGAGGCCUUCGCCUCCACCGCGUGGCCGUCGCUCGGCGCUCCGCCCGCGCCGGAGGCGGGCGUGCUGCAGCGCGACGCCGACUUGUGGCGCAGGCUGCGGCCGGAGCCGCCGCCGCCGCGGCUGACGCGGAGAGCGGUGCCGCUGCAGCGCGGGGCGGCGAGGCUGCGGGGAGGGCUGUUUCCCCCAGAGGGGUGA
Molecule: messenger RNA, 801 nt
Organism: Emiliania huxleyi CCMP1516
Lineage: Eukaryota; Haptophyta; Isochrysidales; Noelaerhabdaceae
Exons: 4
Coding region: 1-801 (266 amino acids)
Source: RefSeq, a predicted model, not a curated record